AUGGUUACGUUAGAAGAGAUUUCCCAGCUCCUUUACGGCGCAGGGGAGGCCACGGCUGGCUGGCAGGGCACCCAGGAUGAGCUGAUUGCAUUGGCUGCAAAAGCGUUCCCAGGGAAGCCAUUUUGCGUAGUACGGCAAUGGAUUUUGAUCGACCUUACGGUUAACCCUGAUGAGAAAGAAAAGCUCAUGGGCAUCGGUCUACUUCCGGUCACCCUAUAUGCACAUGAGGUCGUUCUCGACAGAAGAAAUCGAUUUCAGCCUGGCAUGUGGGUGCGCAGCAAUUUCGGCCUGUCUUUCACCGAAGGCAGCAUGUUUGAAACCAAGAACACCGUCUACCUCCUCUGGGGCCCAGGGCAGCGAAAAGAAGCGACUGUGGGGGCUGCGUUUUCCAUGAAGGCCGUU
Molecule: messenger RNA, 402 nt
Organism: Mesorhabditis spiculigera
Lineage: Eukaryota; Metazoa; Nematoda; Chromadorea; Rhabditida; Rhabditidae
Source: the annotation of a GenBank genome assembly